UUCCUAGGUUUAAAGUUUGUACAAAAAGAUGUCAUUGUGCUGAUCGAGGGAAGCCAUGUUAAUACGUCUGACACUUGCGUACUGUCUGCAGUAACUGGUAUUCCUGUUAUCAGCCUCAGCAGAGACACCAGGCCAAUUAAUGAAUGCAAAAAAUCAGUCCAUAUGCAUCCGGGAUACAAGACUUACGCACAUGCUACUCUAGACAUCGUAAACACAUUUCAGUGGAAAAAGCUAGCACUACUUUACGAUGGUAAAAACUUAUCUUACGGAUUUUAUUUUAUGAAAGAACGGUGUAGUUGUCAGGUGAAUAAAAUCGCGUUAUUUUUUGGUUUGUUUGUUUUAUUUGUUUUGUUUUUGUUUUUUGCUUUAAAAUUUGCCUCUUAUCGUCAAUCACUUUCGGCAUAUAGAAAGGAUAUUCACACUGACUUUAUGUUACAAAUGGGGAAAAAUAAAAUUAAAAUUUAGUUUGCAAUUUAUAUGACUUUUAUUUUUCUAUUAUUUAUUUAAAUAUUAUCAUUUUUUUCUUUCCAGCGGAUCUCUUGAACAGAGCUGGAUACUUCUACUUUAUAUCCCAGGGAUCUGAGCUCACCGUGACUUUUGUUCCGAUUCGUGAAAAAGAGGAAGUGGAGGACAAAACCAAACCAAUAGCAACGGCAAUGAACCAAAUAGAAAAGCUUGAAUUGGACGUUAUUUUACUAUAUACUAAAAAGGAAAAUUUGGAACUGUUUUUGAAACAGGUAAAACUCCUCCUCUUAACUGUUAAUGGUGACACUAACUUUGAAACUGUGUAAAUGAGUACCUGCAAUAUAAACUGCCUAUUAUAACCGCAAUGCGAUUGAAACCUGCUUCUAAAAGCAUGCAUAUUUAUCUAGCGUUAAAUUCUGAGUUCCUUGAAUGAGUUGUAAAUUGCCUUGUGCGGCUUCCUAUUUUAUCUCAGUCGCUUUUCAACAUGGUCAUUGUUAUCUUUGCUUCUGUAGAAGAGAUACGAAAAUGUGAAGGGCUACAAAUGGAUACUUCAAGGACAGGUUUGCAAAUUUCCUAAAAAAAGUUUAUAAACUUCAUUGAGACUAUUUCAGUGAAAAAAAGAGGAACCCUUUUCUAUUCACUAAUAAAUUAUAAUUAUCAUAAUAAAUUGAACAUGUUGUAGAUAUUUCUUUAUCGUCGUCAGGAAUGUUUCAUACAAGCGGCUGCCAACUAAGGAUGCACUUUCAGGCGUUUUUUGUAAGAGAGGCUUUGCCAGUGCCUUUUGCAAUAUAAUUUUGUGUCCACUGGAUCAGUUUUAAUGACAACCCUCGACCCAAUUUUUGAGCAACUUUAAACGUCCGGUGAAUUGAGUUGUCUUUAAAACGUACGUAGUCAUAGAAAAAUUAAAAAUAAUCCGAGGGCAGACGUAAUUAUUUAUGUUAAAUAUAAUUCAUUUUUAAGCAAUUUAUUUCACUACAGGUACCAGGAAACCUAACUAGUCGAGCAGUGCAUGUGGUUUUAACAUUCAAGCUUCCUUAUAUUGAGAAUCUGGCUUCCAAAGAACUGCUCUCUACCAACUUUUCUCAAAAGGUAGGAAUAAAAAUCUGCAAAUAAUCGAAUUCAGCUUAAUUUAUUCAGCCAUUCAAACAAAAGAGGUUAUGUAGUUUUCCUUUUGAAAAACAUGUUUUAACCGGCAUCGCACAAUAUAAUAUUUCGUGCAGGAACUUGCCGCCAUUGCUCACGAUGCAGUACAAGUAAUCAAGCAGACUCAAAAUAUAGAAGCAUGUUUAUCAAUAAACUUCUCGGCUGUUACUUCUAAAGACCGUGAAACAUUGUUUUCAUGCAUGACAAAGGUAAGCUAAUUUCUUUGCUUCGUCAAUAUUUUUUUUAUUUAUAGACUCGUACUUAGUAUCGGUUUUCCGAGUGUUUCAAUGUGUUUUCAAUAUGUUUUGAUGUUAUUGUAGUUUUUUUCUUUCUUUCGGUUUUGUGCUUGGUUUUGAUUUUGUUUGUUCCUUGAAGUAAUAGGUGUUUCUUAAUUUUCCUCCCUCUUCUUGAUAUGAAAACUGAUUGCUUACAACCAACUUUACCACGAUACGUUACCACGAUAAUGGAGAGAUUAGAGCCACGUUUACGGCAAACGGCAAACGUAAAUUUGUGCCACUUGACCAAGUUUUCCCUUGUCUUGUAUUUAACUGUUCUUUACUUCUACAAAAGAGUAGUAGUUUAACUAUUGUUUGCAUUCAUAAGAAUUGAACUGGUUUUAUCUGCUAAUUUUCGAUUUUGAGAAAUCUCAACUUGAAUCGCUGCCGUUAAUUUGCCUUUUGCCGUGAUGCAUGAACUUAGAUCUCUCUGUUAUGAAAUAGAUAGAUUAAGAGAUACUUAGAUGGUUUAUUAAAACCACAUUACAUAUUGCAGCCAUUAAAGCUGAAUUACGUAAUUUUACGAUUAAUAUAUUCAUCUAAAACUCAUGUAUUAAGAUCUACUUGUUUAAUAUAUCAAAUAUGAAAUACAAUUUACUUAUCUAAAAUUGUCAAUAAAACACUUCCUAAAUCAAAAAAUAUCUGUUAAUAAUACAAUUGAAACUAGAUUCUAGGGAAAAAAAAAUUAGCUACUAAAUUACGAAACAUGGCAAAGAUGGCCCAGCUCCUGACUAUAAAGAUCCUGAGACCUUACGAUGCGAAAAGGGGCCAUUCCAAGACAGGUGAUCAUGGCGGACGAAACCUGCAGAGAUUUUACCGUUGCAACUAGGCACCAAAACUGAAACUAAAAAUCCUCCAUCAUCACGUCUGCAUUGACUAAUUGUCGAGAAAAACUAACUAAGGUUAAGCCAAGUACUUAAAGUCAAGCCAGGUCAAGUGCACCCCUUAAGAUUUCAUUAAUGAAAUUUUAUUAUUAAAGUUGAAUCCUUUGGUGGUUGUAGAUUUCAGAUUCAUCUCUGCAUUCUUGCAUACUUAAAAAGCCGUUAUUAGUCACACGCAAGUGAGGCAGUUAUGAAAUUUCUUCCAGCUCAGUUUUCCUGAAUUGAUAUAAAUGUCUUCGAAGCAAUUUUAUCCAUUCAAAGAUUUUCAAUCUGAUCAAAUUCAAAGAGAAGUUCUCCUAAAAUAUUCACUGCUCAUUGCUCAUACAGGAAUGCCGAUUUAAAUUUGACACUAGUUCAAGGAACGACUAACGGAUUCAUUUUUCAAAUAUUAAUCAAUUCAUUUAUAGAAUCUUAGAGGGUAGGCGUUUCCUGCCUUGACUGCAAUAUGAUGCAAUAUUGCAUUUUUUAAAAACAAGCACAUCGAAUGUAUAAGUUGCAGGAGGUUUCAGUUUUAUCCUUGGCUUAAGUUUUAUUUCCUUUUGUUUUAAACUCAUUAGCAUACAUUACCAUACCAAAAAACAAAGGGAAUAAAAUUUGGACCAAGGAUAAUAUUGAACCACAACAUAUAUCAACAGGUAAACUUUGAUGGUGUAACAGGACCUGUCAGAUUUAGCCAGGAUGGAAAGAGAGCAGGAGUACGACUGGAAAUCUUGAAUCUGAGAAACGAUUCCCUUAGGAAAGUAAGUACCAAGAUCAAGUGCAUAGUCAACAAGUUACUUUAAAGCAACUGACUGGCACUGUGCGCACGGAGAGUACAAAAACAAAGUAACACUUCUCAAUGGCAGCAAUUUGUUUAUGUUAUCCAGUGACCAAAAAGUACGUAAGCAAACAGGCUGGAACAUUAAUUGUUAAUAUAACUUUAAUUUAAAAAGAAAUCACUAGGUACUGUUUAGCAUUUACUUUAAGGAAUGUAUCCACCGCAUAAAUGAAUCACCUUCCUUUUUCAGUUUAUGCUUAAAUUAUGCCCACGACCAUUUUUCAUUCUAGAACAAAAAUUUCAUUUUCAGAAGUGGACGCAACGAAAGCAACAUUUUCGGAGCUUGCUUCAUUUUAUCUUAUUUCAUUUUAUUUAUUUUUUGUUCUGUUAGGUAGGGUCUUGGAAUUCAAGUGACAAAGCUGUGAUGUUUGAAAAUAUCCACCCUAAUAUGUAUGACGCGGACAAAUUUAAGGGAAGCACCCUGGAAGGAAAAAUUCUCAGGGUUGUUGUUACAGAGGUACUAUAAAAGCACAAUGUAUUGUGUAAAUGUUCCUCAAACGACUAUCUUGGGCUCACCGUGACCGGAGAGAGAAGUAAAUUUAGUCGAAGACAAAUCAGCUUGGGAAGAAAUGACUUGAGACUCGAUCUGGAAAACUGUACGCACAACUGAAAACAAUCCUGACCAGCACAGUACAAGUAGUGCAAUUGCCUUGAUAUUGACGUUAACUCUAUGCAGUUAGUUCUUGUAACAUCGCCUCGUUUCCAGCCCCCCCCCCCCCCCCCCCCCCCCACCACAUCCUUUCAACCUCUUCCGCCCACCCCACCAACACAGUCGGAAUAAAUACACGACGUCCACUUCAGUGGGUGAGUGGGUUUUUUUUGUAUUUGUUUGUUUUUUGAUAUGAGUUGGAGUGUUUUAGUUAUGAUUGUUAUUUUUGUGUCAAUCCCCCCCCCCCCCCCCCCCCCCCAGUAAUCAAUUUUGAAUAACUUUAUGACGACACCAUAACAUGAUGGCAAUUCAGACAUUGGGGUCAAUUUGGAGGGGCUUCGUUUUUUGUAAAAUUCUUUAUAUUUUGAAAGUAAAGUGUGGGACUUACAUUUAAAAAGGUGUUUUCGAAAGGCCAUAGAUUUAAAAUGAUAGUGUAUUAAAUGUAUGUUUUAUACGUUAGGUGUGUAGCUAUUUCUAGUAUAAUAUCCAUGAGACAAUUCACUUAAAGAUUUUUAAAAACUCUUACAUAAACACAGAAUGAGCCAUUUGUCCUGCUCAAAAGACAGAAAGAUGGACAGGUUGCAUAUGAAGGAUACUGCAUUGAUCUGCUAAACGAACUUGCCAAAACACUUCAUUUCACUUAUCAUAUCACACCUUCUCCCGACGGGUUUUUCGGCGUCGAAACGAUAAACGGAUCCUGGAAUGGAAUGAUAGGAGAACUACUAAACAAGGUUAGAAGCAAAAAAAAAACAAACAAACAAACUCUCCCAGAUCGAGGUGCCCUAGAGGUGCCGCAUUUCUCUUUGAAACUUUCCUUGCGCAUGCACACUAAAAGAUGCAUGGAGGCAUCAUUCUUUUUAUUAACUACAAUUUUGAAAUGAGGAGCCAAAAAAAAAGUGCAACGGAUCCUCGAGAUACAAAAGAUAAAAACAAUUAUUUGACAGUCGUUCUAGAAGGCACCAAACAAAUAACUCAAACGUGCUGAGAAGUUAGAUCAUCUUUUUCAAUGAGGGUAAACCCCUUUAAUAAAAAUUACAAAUUAAAUAAACUUUGGUUAAUCUUUGACAGUAUCUAAUAAGUGGAAGAAACCGUGACCGUUUCUCUGAUGUAUUUUUCUUUUUCAUCUCUAAAGCGUGCAGACAUUGCUGUUGCAGCUUUGACCAUUACUGAAGACCGAGAAAAAGUGGUAGACUUCACUGUUCCCUUCAUGUAUUUCACUGAAGAUAUGCUACUCAAGAAAACAUCAUUCAACAACGGAUCGAUUGAUUUUCUAAAGUUCUUAAAUCCUUUUCACAGCGACGUUUGGUUUGUUACUCUAGCCACUCUGGUAGUGAUUUCUGUUUCAACUUUUGUGAUAAACUACUUUAGCCCGUACGGAUACAAAGGUGCAAAUGGUCGAGGGACCUCUGAAGAGUUUAGUUUCUUUAACAGCGUGUGGUUUGCAUUGGCUUGCAUGCUGCAGCAAGGAUCUGAAAGCCAACCACGAAGCCUGUCAGGUACAGAGAUGUUACUCGCUCGCAGUCGAAACACAGUCGAUGUUCGGAAAGGAAGUUUCGAUCAGUCUUAGUAUGCUGCUCUAAUAUCAGUGAUAAUUGCGUAGUUGAAUCUAGUACCUUCUUCUUUUUUCCCUAUUAUAUAGGUCGCAUUCUUACCGGGUGUUAUUGGUUUUGCAUUCUUGUGUGGGUUUCAACGUACACUGCAAAUCUCGCAGCAUUUUUGACUGUGAAAAAUGCCGUGGCUCCAAUCAAUAACCUGGAAGACGUAAUAGCAUCCUCUCAUCAAGUCACCAUACUAGAUUCAGGAAGUCUCUACGAGUUUUUCAAGACGAGCAAAUAUCAAACUCACCGACAGAUUUGGCACAGAAUUCAAGCUGACAACUCUUUUGCUCGAAACAUAAAUGAGGCUGUUCAGUUCAUUCGCGAAAAGGAUGAGCGUGUGUUUAUUUGUGAUGGACCUGUUAUUCGACAUAUCGCCAACAAGCCACCCUGCGAUCUAACAACAGGUAAUUAGGUUUGAUCCAGAACACUGCGAUAUGAACAUAUUUAUAUGUGAAAUUUAAAAUUUCUAAAAAACAUAAUUUAUAUACAUAUAUAUGUAAGCCAUCGGAUGUGUUAGGGGUUGGGGCGGGACCAAGGUGGUUAGAUUUGUUUGUUUUAACUUUAGUUUUUUUCAGUUGUUGCUUAUAAUAUGUUCAAGCCAUUCUCAAGGAAAAGUGCGAGUUUUAUUAGGCUACUUUAUGCAUUUAUUGUCUGAGGCAGAGGGCCGGGAAACAACCUCGCGUCUCUGUUUCAUACACUUUCAUUUAGCGUUUUGGUUUCCUGGAAAGGAAACAGAUCACGCGCUUUUGAUCAUAUUUGCAUGGAAAAGGCGCGUUAUAAAUUUUUAAUCAUUAUUAUUAUUAUAGAUCACUGUCGCACGCAAUGCAGCCCGAGCGGCCAAAGGCAAUUGGGACAAUUCGGCAUUUCACCAUUUGGGCAUACGGAACUUACUACUAUGAUUUCCUUGAGCUGCCACCAAACAAUAGCUUCCCAGUGCGCAAUUCCUCAAAAUGGCCAAAGCGGCUUGCUUGAAUCAGCUAUACAUCAUUAGACGGGGUUCUGCAAUUUUAAAAUUGCUUACGGAGCCAUGCCUUGCCUUAGCUGUAUCAAAAAUUCAACAAUUUUUUUUUCACGUUAAUAUUCUACUUUUUUAUGGGGAAAAAGUGCAAAAUAUGCUAAACUGAUGAAUGAAAAACUCUUUCAGUGCCAGGUUUAACCAACGUCAGAGGACUUGGUCUUGCUUUUCAAGCGAAUGAUCCUUAUGUUACAGAUUUUACACUGGCCAUUUUGCGUUUCCAAGAGAAUGGUUUCCUAGGAAACCUGGAACGUAAAUGGUGGGAAUCUUCCUCUGGAUGCCCUAAAGUAAAAGACAUAGGUAAAAUAAUUUAGUGUGCUUAAUCCUCACAGGGAUUUGAGGUAGCUAAAACUUCUCUAAAAUUGCGUUAUCUAAUAUGUAUGAAUUGUUGACUUUUUUGGCAAUUCACGAUCCGUAACCUAUCAAACUGGAAAACUUAUUCAAGAGCAGCUGUAGAUGAGGUUUCCAGAUUUGCAUGUUUUAGAAAUAAAGGCACGCCAAAUUAUAGUGAAUGUCCUGACGACUAUUAGAGGAAGAUAUAGCCCUGCUAUGGACAAAACCCGGUAUAAAAGUCGGAAUUAAUAUCCAUUUUCACACAGCCCAUGGCCAUAUACACCCUGAUGCCCACCCUGAACAUAAUCAUCUUGUUUCUGUUGCUGGAUCUUUCCUAGUGUACCUACAUCGUGAGUAAUGUAAUGUAAUGCAAUGUAACGUCUUAACUUUACAGUGGAACCACCAUAUAACGAACCUCUCUAUAACGAAGUCCAUCGUAUAACGAACACUUUUCUUUACCCCAGUAAUAAUACUAAGUAAAAUAUAUGAAAAAGGCCCUCGAUAUAACGAAACCUCGUUAUAGUAGCGAACAAACUUUGUCAGUGCCUCGGCCAUUCGUUAUAACCAGUUUCCAUUGUAGUUUUGUUAUUUACGUUAUAACUUUUGUAAUUCUCGAACCUUUUUUGUUUUUCAUGUAUUCGUCGAAGUGUUGUCAACAAAGCAAAUCGGCUUAACAAGUAUGGCGGGAGUGUAUGUUGUCUUGGGCGUUGGACUGGUUGUGGCAUACCUAGUGCUGAUUGCAGAAAUUAUCUGGAAACGAAAACAGGAGAUGAAGGUUGAAGGUCAGUUAGGCAACGAUAAAAAUUCAAAUUUCCUGCUUUUUACUGGAGUAAUACCGGUAGUCUCCAAU
This is a messenger RNA of Porites evermanni, 8026 nucleotides long. The record is from the annotation of a GenBank genome assembly. NCBI's taxonomy places the organism in Eukaryota, Metazoa, Cnidaria, Anthozoa, Scleractinia, Poritidae.